UUCUGUCUCCAUGCUUUCCCUAUCCAUCUUCAACACCAUAUUGAAAAAAGAGAAAUGUCAAAUUCCAAACCAUGCUAUGAAAUUCAAUUUUAUAAAUCAGAAAAUUACUUGAAGAACUUUCAACUUUCACUCAUGAGAUUUUAGUUGCUCCAUAAACAGAGAAGCAUUUGGCUUUCUUCGUGCUCAUGAAUGUUCAUUUUCUUCCUCACUGGCUUUGCCAAGGUGGUUUCACAAAAAAACCCCAGGUAGCUGAUGCGACUUGCCUUUUGUUUCUCUGGGUUCUGAUAUUACAUUCUAACCGUUUCACUUGAAAUAACUAGGCAAGAAAGUGCUUUUGUUUUAGUAAUCUUGAGUUGAUGUUGAAGCUUUGUAGAAAAUAAUUAUUGCACUUGUAAUGGCGUUUAGAUUUGUCGAAAAGAAGAUGAGCACAAAGCAUGUUGAUGCCUAGAGGAUGUUUAGCAAAGUGUUGAGACAUGGAUGAUCUCUUCUUUCCAUAUUUCAUUCACCUUGUUGCCCUUUCCAUAUCCCUUUCUCUCAUCUUUCUGGUCUACAAGAAGAAGUCCUCCAACAUCAAGUUUCCUCCUGGAAGAACAGGAUGGCCAAUCAUUGGGGAAGCGUGGGGAUUUGUGAUGGCAGGAAAACGAGGAACUCCUGAAAAGUUCUUAAAUGAUAGAAUGAAAAAGUACUCUACAGACGUUUUUCAAACUUCCCUUUUUGGGGAUAAUAUGGCUGUGUUCUGUGGUGCUUCAGGGAACAAAUUUCUGUUCUCAAGCGAAAACAAGUAUGUCGCUACCUGGUGGCCACGCACAAUAAAGAAAAUCAUCUACUUUCCUGAGCAUGUUGAUAACUCUUCCAUAGAAGAGACUGCUGCGUUGCGCAGAUUUCUGCCUGAAUUUCUCAAGCCAGAAGCUUUGCAGCAUUACAUUCCUAUAAUGGAUUCCAUGGCCAGGGAGCAGUUGGAGGCAGACUGGUGUCCACACAAACAAGUUAGAGUGUUUCCAUUGUCUAAAAAGUACACAUUUGCACUAGCUUGUAGGUUGUUUAUGAGAAUCAGAGAUCCCGACCAUGUAACCAGACUUGCAAAUCAGUUCGCUCUGGUUACAGAUGGCCUAGUUUCAGUUCCUAUAAAUUUUCCUGGUACAACUUACAACAGGGCAAUCAAAGGAGGCAAAAUGAUUCGUGAAGAGCUGUUAGCAAUUAUGAAACAGAGGGAAGGAGAGCUGAUAUCAGACAACAAAGAUGACGCGGGAGCCAUUGAUUUAUUAACUCGCAUGCUACUUACAUCAGAUGACAAUGGGAAAACUAUGAAUCACAAGGAGAUUGCUAAUAAGAUUGUUGGCUUACUUGUCGCUAGCCAUGAUACAACCAGUAGUUCAAUCACAAUGGUCAUGUACUAUCUUGCCCAACACCCCUGUAUCUAUCAAAAGGUCUUGAAGGAACAAACAGAGAUUGCAAUGUCUAAAGCUCCAGGAGAGUUAUUGAAUUGGAACGAUGUCCAAAAGAUGAAGUAUUCUUGGUGUACGGUUUGCGAGGCGAUGAGGUUUUCUUCGCCUGCUCAAGGAGCUUUCAGAGAGGCUAUAACUGAUUUCUUUUAUGCUGGUUUUAUCAUUCCAAAGGGAUGGAAGGUUCAUUGGAGUGUGCAUUCUACACAUAAAAAUCCCAAAUAUUUUCCAGAUCCAGAGAGAUUUGAUCCUUCAAGAUUCGAAGGAAGUGGCCCGGCACCUUACACUUUCGUUCCUUUCGGAGGAGGUCCUCGAAUGUGUGCGGGGAAAGAAUAUGCUCGGUUGGAGAUUCUUGUUUUUAUGCACAAUGUGGUAACAAAAUUUAAAUGGCAGAAAAUUAUUCCGGAAGAGAAGGUUUUGAAUAUUUCAUUUCCCAUGCCAGUAAAUGGCCUUCCAAUUCUCCUCCAACCUCAUUCCACAAGCCUCGAGUAGAUAAACCAUUGGUGCUUAGGUAGAACUGGUCAUGGUUGCAACUAUAAUGAAGAAUGGAUAGACAGGCAGAAUAACAUAGUACUUGGUUUCCUUGGCGACGGAGUUGUUGUGUGUGCGAUUAUCCUGCUGGAUUAGAAUUUUUGUGAUGAUGGAAAGUGUGGAAAGAGCUGGGAAUUGUUGUUUUUUUAUCAAUAAAAACAGGGAAUAUAAGUUGAUAUUUAGUAUUUUAAUCA
This is a messenger RNA of Populus nigra (black poplar), 2167 nucleotides long. RefSeq names its product beta-amyrin 6-beta-monooxygenase-like. The record is from RefSeq and is a predicted model, not a curated record. The transcript is spliced from 3 exons. Bases 474 to 1934 code for a protein of 486 amino acids. Lineage: Eukaryota; Viridiplantae; Streptophyta; Magnoliopsida; Malpighiales; Salicaceae. Gene Ontology annotation, molecular function: iron ion binding; heme binding; oxidoreductase activity, acting on paired donors, with incorporation or reduction of molecular oxygen. Gene Ontology annotation, biological process: sterol metabolic process.